Messenger RNA from Microplitis demolitor, 2708 nucleotides. RefSeq lists its product as uncharacterized. The transcript has 5 exons. The record is from RefSeq and is a predicted model, not a curated record. Lineage: Eukaryota; Metazoa; Arthropoda; Insecta; Hymenoptera; Braconidae. The coding region runs from base 330 to 2321 and encodes 663 amino acids.
UGUGUUUGUUUACAUGGUGCCGGUUUUAACAGAAAUGAUUUAUUAUAAAAAAAACGAGAACAAAAAUUUAUUUUUUAUGAUUUAAAUUAGAGUUUAUCUAUAUUUGAUGUAUUUUUUAUAACAAUUAUACAUACUGCAUUAAAUAUUAGGGCUCCAGUAAUAAUUCAUAUUGUACUUGAUUUAGCCAGUCAAUAAAACUCACCGUUAAUGUCUAUCGAUAACUUUAAUAUGAUUGGCUGUUCCGGUACUGGGCACGGGUUCAUUUUGGUGUACCAAUAGACGAACAGAAUUGAAAUGAUUUAAUAUUGUGUCGUUAUACUGUCAGAAUAAUGGGCCGUAAUAAAAUAAUAUUAUUUUAUUAUUGUUUACUUAUCGUCAAUGUUUCGUGCAGCAAUAUAAAAAUUUAUGAGUCUUCACCCGAAAAAGAUUUAUCAAAACGUCUCAUUAGCGAUGCGAGAGAAAUAGUGGAAAAAUGUUUUACAAAUAAUUCAAAUCCAAUUGUAAUCAGUGCUGAUUUAAUUAAUGACGAUGACAAAGUUAAAAAUCUGUCCGACAUUAAUAACAUAAAAUCGUCGUUCAUUAUCAUAAACGAGGAUUUCAAGCCAACUAAGAUCGAAGGGUACAUUCCGGCUUAUCCGGCGUAUGUCCUUUUAUUUAAAUCGUUUUCAAAACUGAUGGUGCUUAUUGAAGAGUUAAUGAAAUCAAAAAUCUGGAGUAUCAAGUCUUCGUUUUUUGUUCUCGACACUACGAAAGAUCCUCUUUAUAUUUAUGCUCAACCCGUACUAGCAAUGCUAUGGGAACAUGAUUUAUUAUCUUCGUAUUACUUGUGUUAUAACAAUGACAGAGAUUCAACAAUUGUUUAUACUUUAAAUCCCUUUACAAAUUACGCUCCGUCAUUAUGGGCGCCAGUUGAUACCAGCUACGUAUUUAUAGAGAAAGAUCCAAAGAAAAAAAAAUGGACAUUCUACAGUUUAAAAUAUUCGAAAGGUGAAAAAAUUUGUCAGAAUAUAGUUUUUGAUAAAACAGAAAACUUAGACCGUUAUGAAAUAGGAACAAUAUCUUUUGGCCGAUUUCCGCCUGUGACUUCCGAUGAAAAAUUAAAAAUAAUGCGAAAUUAUGUAAAGAUAAUGACGAAUAAAAAAUUGACAACAUUAUACACAUUAUUUCCGUACAUUAACGCGACUUAUUCGAUCCGUUUUUUUCAACAACAUUUUUUCGAAGCAAUGAUCGACAAUGGUUACAUUAAACAGUUAGUAAGAACAGAGUCUGAUGCCCAUGAUAAAUUAACGCAAUUAUCAGAUACUAACUAUCAGUAUAUGGAUAUAGUAACACAUUAUAAUGAAUAUGAAUAUUUAAUAUUGACUAAAAAGUCGAACUAUUUGACAGUCAUCAGCGAAAUAACUUACAAUCUACAAUUUAUUGUUCUUUCAAUAGUUUUUCUGUUAUUGAUAUUAGUGGUCAUAUUAAUUAAUAACACCUUCAGGGUUAGUGAGAGCAUUAUGGACGUGGUGAGAAUGUUGGCUAAUAUGGGAGUUAUGUCUCCAAUGGAUCGUUUGUCUAUGAGAAUCAUUUACUUGUCCGGAUUUCUAUUUAUAUUUAUAAUAAUGCCCGAGUUCCAGGGACAAAUAUCCGCAAUGUUGUCGAAACCCAUCCGACGCAACAUCGAGUCACUUAAAGAUCUUCGAGAUAAUAAAUACCACGUUUAUUAUCACGAAAUUUUAGUGAAUGAUAUGAUCAAUAAAAAAUUGUGGAUUACGGACGAGGACAGAGGAUAUUUGCAUCCAUCAAAUGACACAAUUCUUAAAAAAUGCACAUACCAAGCUCAAAAAAAUUCAACUAUUGCAUGCAUCGAUGAAAGGUUGGAUCUAUUAGAUGCUGCUUUAAAAUUAAAAAAUCUACAUAUUUCGAAAGACGUUAUGUUUAGAAAAUAUUUGGUAUACUGGACAAGGAAAGAUUGGCCCCUGAAAGAUAGAGUCGAUAAAAUUGGUGCACAAUCGGUAGAAACGGGUUUAGUUAAUUAUUGGCAUGAUAAACCGAGCAAAGAAUAUUCGAACAAAUUAAAGAAGAUUAAUAAAAUUAAAGAAAAAGAAAAGUAUGAGCAGAUCGACUUUGAUAAUUUGGUGUUCAGUUACAUGUUCACUGGGGUGGUUUUACUGUGGGGCGUGUUCAUUUUUGGAGUCGAACUGCUCUUUCAUAAGUAUUCAAAACUUCACAGACAAGUUCUGAUACGGCGACGGUUUGGAAAUAAAAAGUCAUUGAGAUCGCAACCGAGAAUUGUUUUCUUUCCUGGUCGGAUGGUUCUUCUUAAUAGCCGCGAGUGAUUUUUAUCUCGGAACCAAGUAUCAAAUUAGUAGUAAAUUUGCUAUUAGUAUUCACUGUUUGUUAUAUGUGGAUUUGAUGAUUGCACACAAUGAUAUUUAAAAAAAGGUGUCAUCUGCAGGUUUUGGUCGAGCAUUAAAUUAUCUACGAAAACGGUUGAUUCAUUCUUCUUCUCAAAAUCGAUUCUUGAACCUCUAUAAACUCAAAGUUCGAUAAGGAAUUCAAGCUUCAAAGAAUAAAACCGUUGCUUAAAAUUUGUAAGUGGAAUAAAGGUUUUGUUGCUUGUUAUAAACAAUUACAAAUCAGCGAUUUGCAUGUAUUAAAUGUAUUGAUUAAUGAAAUAAAACCCAAUUAUAAAGUUGUUAAUCGAAAAACACUUGAAAUUUAAA